AGAAGAGCAAGACAAGGCCCUUAUCCUCAAGGAACCUUGCCUAGCGAGGAAGAUGAGACAUAUACCUGGGAAAUAGGCAAUAGUUUUAGAAACUGUUGGCCUAUGACCAGGCUUACACUGCUAUUCUACACUGUUACUCACGAUGGGACCCAGCCGACCAGCUUCAACCUGUGUUCAUCUGGCAUCUAGUCACCAACCAGGUGGGAUGAAUGACCCCCGGAGACUUCAGACUCAGACCCAGCUGCAAUUUAAUAGGAAUGUUCCUACACAUUCAAGCAACUUGGCAAUCCAGUAUACUUGCCCACAUGCAAUUAGAAUUGAAAAACUGAAGCACUCUUACAAUGAGUCAUACCAUUGUAAAAAUUUGGAUUUUAGAGAUGGUCCUGACCUAAGCAGUUCUGUUUCAUUUUCUGUCAUCUCAGAAGAAAGACUUAGCUAUGCUGUCCACCUAGCCAAAAGAGAUGUAAAACGAAGGCAAUUUGAAGAACACAUAAGAGAACAUCAUCUCAGAAGUCAGCCCCAAAUCUCUCAGGAAUAUGGACACACUAAGCAUAAAAUAUCUGACCAUAGGGUGGAAAGGAAGGAGUCAAGGAGUCGGGCAGCCUGCCAGUGUGGCCACCAGCCAUCCAGAGCAGAAAUUUCCAGCUCAGGUGCCAAGGUAUACCUGUACACAUCUCACUGGGGACAGUCAGAUCUUACCAUGCCAAAUUUACCACCUACUCAUGAUCCAGGACUUCAGCCAUCUGCCAGAAUAAGUGACCACAAAAGCCUGUGUGAGCACAAGAGCCUGCUGGAAGUUCAGAGACUCCGCAAAGAACUGAGCAGUUGUAUCCAUAAAAUUGAAGAAGUUGCUAAAAGAGAUCGAAUAGACGAUGCUUUGGAUCCAGAUGAAGAACGGCGAGUGCGCGUCAGGAGGCAGGAGCACGCCGUCCGUUCUGCCCGCACUCUCUACGUCCUCCAGCAGCAGGUUAAAGAAAUCCAAGAAGAAUUGGAUAAGUUGAGUCCACAUAAAAUUAAGCACACUAAGAAGUCAUGGGCAAUGUCCAGGCUGGCGGCUGCCCAUCGAGGAGCCAUUCGGGCCCUACAGAUGUUUGUCACUCAGUUUACUGACCGAGGAGAGCACCCAGUUCCUGCUCGGUGCAGGGAACUGGGUAGUCUGAUUCGCCAGCUUUCCCUCUGUUCUGCCAAGCUGGAUGCCGAUUCUUCUGUUCCUGAUGUGGUUAUAGAGAUUCUACAACAAAUCGAGGCUUUGGAAUCCCUUCUGGAAAAGAAACUGUCACCAAAAAAGGUGAAGAAAUGUUUCUCUGACAUUCGAAAUGGAUUUCCUCUUGGUCACCCAAGGGCUUCCGAGACAUGGCAGAGUACAUCCCCGAAGAGCGGGAAGAGAGCCUUUGUAGCCAAGGAGGUGUUUCCUCAGGAAACGAGACGGCCCUCAGUGGCAAAGAGAUUGCUUGCUGAUAAGUACCAAACUGAUAGAGAGCUUCCAGUGACCCAGAACUUGGAAAAUGAGCCUGAUGCAUUAGAUGUAAACAUUCUCCCAGAAGAAGCCCCAUCUAUUCUAGAGCAGAAUACAAGCUUCAAAGAAGAGAUAUUAGCCAUGGCCAAAACAAAAACAGCAAAAAAGAGGCCUGUGGCUGAGAAUCUACCAUCGAAGAAGAAAGAUACUAUGGUACCGGCAAGACUACAGCAAGGACCCUGUAAGACUGAAAAAAGUAGACCAACUCAGUCUCACAGCAAAAGCAGGUUGCAAAAAACAACAGUCUCAUCCAGAUUAAAAAUGAACCAACAGCCUGUAAAAGACCUCAGGACUCCUUGGAUACCUCCAAACCCCACAUCCCCUCCAGCGUCUCCUAAGUGUGCUGCAUGGCUGAGGGUGAAACCUGGAGCUAAAGAUGCCAUAAAAGAACAGUCUCUUCAGCAAGAAGAUGUUCAAGAAGAAAGUCACUUUGGAGGUGCAGUUGAGCAUGAAGCAGCCAGGUCAAGGCAGAACUGGUCUGACUCUUUUGUACUGUCUGCUAGACUUGCUUGGCUUGAUGCUGAAACUUCCAAAAGAUUGAAGGAACUAGAAGAAUUAAAAGCUGAAGAAAUGGGCAAAGUGCAAAAACAGAGACUCGAUUGGCUGGAUGCUGAAACUUCGAGAAGAGCAAAGGAGUUGCAUGAACUCAAAGCUGAAGAAGUGGAUAGACUUCAAAAACUGAGUGUUUCUGCCACCCAGUUAGCAGACAAGGUAGAGAAGGCAGUUCUGGAGCGUUUGAAGCCUCUCCUGGUCAAAGCCCAGAGAGUCAAUUCUUCUGUACAAGCAGAUACUCACUUGAAGGAUCUGCCGUCAGGAGAUGCAUCAACAAGCCAGCCUGCAGAGAAGGCUACAGCUGUUGAUUCUGAGCCCAACAACAUUCAUCAGCUAGAUGAUUUUUUGGAAAAUACCACUCAUGGGCUAUGGGAUAUGACUCACUCUAGGAUCUUGGAGUCUGAAACCUUAGCAGCCUUGGGGGACAGCCCCUAUCUGGAGACCAUGAUGCUCCGAAUGGAGGAAAUGGAAAAAUAUCAGGAGACAGUUCGCCAAAGAUACAAUAAAAUUGUAUAUGCUGACCCCCAUCUUUGGAUUCAGGAAGAAAAAAAUGACCAAAAAAAUCCAGCAAUAAAUGAAAAACCCCUGCCUCCUCACCCAAUCAAGAUCACCAAGACAGCAGCUCGCCAAGAGCCGGACGUGAGCAUCAUGUUAGAACGGCCCAGGAACGGCAAUUCCCUGGAUGAAAGUGUGGGAACAGAGGAGACCUUGGAGAGAAGAGAGCCUCCCCUUCCCGCUCUUGCGGAAGAUUCCCGACAGAGAGAAGGUCGCACUGCCCUCUCUGUCCCCCCGGCGAUGCGGCACAGCAUCGGGGACUACUGCAGCCGUUUCGAGCAGUACCUCCGGAUGAUCUCUCACGAGGCCGUGGGCGCCUUCAACCCCUGGCUGAUCGCCGAAAGCUUUUCAGAAGAGCUGGUAGAUGAAGCUCUGGGGACCGUGGCUGCUGAACUUCAGGAUGUGUGUGAAGAUUACGCAGAAGCUGUGUUCACCUCAGAAUUCUUAGAGGCGGCGCUGUAAAGGCUCCCCGCAGUGGGCCAGCCAGGUCACACUGGGCAGGGCCAGCACCUCCCUGUGUUUUGCCCUCAGGAAAUGUGUAUCCUCAGCUGUCCAUCCAGACUCAAGGUGCUGCCCCCAAAAGGAAGAAAAUGCCAGUGACGUGACGCAGUCCUCGAUUUACAUUUUCUCAUCGUCACAGCGAUGGUACUCGUAGUUUAGGAUGGACACAUUUGUCAAUGCCCUGGAAACGUGAAUUGAUGAUGACAAUAUAAUAUUUUAUGACUGUACAGCUUUCCUAUCGCAGCAUGUUCAUCCACUGGCUCAGUUUGGAGAUGAGAAUGUUUUGAGAGGUAAAAUUGAUGAGUGUUGUUCCCACAGGGACUCAAGUUGCUGUUGAACCCAGGGGUGGCACUGAUGUAGCACAAAUGCGUCACACUCUGCCCCACCGCCUGGCUGAUGUUUCUACCUGAGGCUCUCUGCUUUCAGGACAUCCUUGUCGUUACAAAUGUGUGUAGCACAGAGGUGACCGACGUCACCAGGCCUCAGCUCUCUUGCAGCGUAUUAAAAAUAGGAACCUGUCAGUUAUCAGUGCACAAAAUAACCAUACCUUUCUCUAAUGUUCAAUUCCUGGGUGGCUUUUCACAUGUUUAGUUCCCAUAGUCUUUUAUUGCUAUGAGUUUACAUAUUUUGACAUACAAAACUGUCUUGAAGGCAGAGGCAGCUGAAGGACUCCAGAAGAGGGCAGUUUGUACCUGGUUGAAGCUCAUUUCCUGAUAAGGCCAGAAGUUUCUAGUUUCCACCCCACAGAAGAGCUUUGUGUGGGAAGAGAACAGACCUUGAAGGUGUGACGACCUCUUCCAGAAAACGGAGGCAAUUUAAGAAUCAUAAUAGCUUGGUCCUCGAACUUCUUGUAACUCCUGUCUUACCAAGAGUAAAUAAGCCUGUGU
Condylura cristata (star-nosed mole) is the source of this 4011-nucleotide messenger RNA. Its product is annotated as KIAA0753 ortholog. Gene Ontology annotation, cellular component: centriolar satellite. Bases 143 to 3085 code for a protein of 980 amino acids. NCBI's taxonomy places the organism in Eukaryota, Metazoa, Chordata, Mammalia, Eulipotyphla, Talpidae. Gene Ontology annotation, biological process: centriole replication; protein localization to centrosome. The record is from RefSeq and is a predicted model, not a curated record. The transcript has 19 exons.